Diuraphis noxia (Russian wheat aphid) is the source of this 483-nucleotide messenger RNA. RefSeq lists its product as uncharacterized. The record is from RefSeq and is a predicted model, not a curated record. Lineage: Eukaryota; Metazoa; Arthropoda; Insecta; Hemiptera; Aphididae.
AUGCCCAUAGCCCACCCUGGAAUAAUUGCCGGUGAUUUUAACAGCCAYCRCCAAUUUUGGGGCUAUGAUAAYAAUGACAAUAAUGGAGAUACUCUCAAUGAAUGGGCUGAACGAGAAAAUAUAGAACUUGUAUUCGAUGCAAAAGACAAARGUACAUUUAGAUCAGGGAGAUGGCAACGAGACUACAAUCCGGACCUAUGCUUCAUAACAAAAGAYCAUAAAGGCCAUACCAUACCAAUUAGUAKAGAAGUCUAUAAUGAUUUYCCUCACAGCCAACAYCGGCCUGUAGUUGUGAAUAUCGGUAUACAGAUCYCAGUUGUGAAAUCACUCCCGAAACCCAGAUGGAAUUUUAAUAAAGCCAACUGGAACGGAUUUAGUAAGCAGCUUGACGACUGUAUCAGAUGGAUAAGUCUAGAAGCCAAAAACUACAACCGUUUUACAGGCCUUCUGACUGGGAUAGCUAAGAAACAUAUACCCAGAUGA